Leucoraja erinaceus (little skate) is the source of this 9849-nucleotide messenger RNA. It is a transcript of the gene grip2b, whose product is annotated as glutamate receptor interacting protein 2b. Gene Ontology annotation, molecular function: protein binding. NCBI's taxonomy places the organism in Eukaryota, Metazoa, Chordata, Chondrichthyes, Rajiformes, Rajidae. Gene Ontology annotation, biological process: neurotransmitter receptor transport, endosome to postsynaptic membrane. The record is from RefSeq and is a predicted model, not a curated record. The transcript is spliced from 17 exons. The coding region runs from base 3294 to 5933 and encodes 879 amino acids.
CCCUUCCAGUUUGGUUAUCGAAAAUAAGUCUUAGUGGUCAGCUUUGCUUACGAUUUAACUCUUUCGACCUUCCCAUUUGAAGGAUGGUACUUUUGAUGGUACCACUCUUCCAGUAACUGCGUUAGUGGGUGCUCUGGGUCUGAAGGGGGGCUGGAGGGAUGAGAGUUUCCACAGCAUCGUGACAGCAGCUGUCAGCUGGAGAGGAGCAAGGAGGGUAAGCCUUGUGAAGUUCACAGAGCAGCCGAGUGUGGCGGGAGACACAGUUUCAUUACGUGAAUGUGCAUGGCUGCCCAGAGAGAGGUACGUUGAUGUCUUUCUUUAGUUUGGUAAUAAAUGGCAUCAAAAACACAUAAGGCUGACACGAAAGAACAAUUACUAAAAAUGUAGAGGGUCAUAGAGUCAUACAACACCAAACCAAGUACUUUGGCCCAACUCGUCCAUGCCGACCAAGAUGCCCAUCUAAGCAAGUCCCAUUUACCUGCGUUUGGCUCAUAUAGAAAAUAGGACAUAGAAGAGUAGAGACACAAGAGCAGACCCUUCGACCCACAAAGUCUGUGCCAAACAUGAAGUCAAGACCAUCUCUGAUCAACCUGUGCAUAAUCCAUAUCAUAGAAACAUAGAAACAUAUCCUUCCAAUCCCUGCAACUGGGCACAAAGUAACAGGAAUAAGGUCCUAGUUUGCCCAAUCUCUCUCUCUAUAGCUCAAGCCCUCAAGUCCUGGCAAUAUCCUCAUAAAACUCGUAGAGAAUAAAUGAGUUCAACUGUUCGUAGGACAAUAUAUGUAUGUACAAUGGACUUUUGAAUUUAAUAAUAUUAUGGAAUGUCAUUCGUAUGUAGGGGUGUGCAUGUUGGGCAUUCAUAACCUUGGAAUAAUUCCAUGUCUGUUGAUUAAUGGCAGAUUAUCCAUCUAUUACAUUGACCUGGUAUGUCUCUCCACACACCGCCUGACCUGUUGAGUUCCUCAAGCAUUAUCUGCUAUUUUUCCAGUCUGUCUAUGAUUUUUGCCCAUCUAUCCCAAAGAAAAAGAGCACAGGUGAUUAUGCAUGUCAAAGACCCCAAUUGGAUCAAUACAAAACUGAAACUCUUUCUUUUUUAAGUAUUGAUCCAGUUCUCUCAGAAAAGUUAAUUAAAUCCACUUUUGCAUCUUUUUAGGUGACACAUUCGAGAUUGGUGUGUUUCUUUUCUUUACAAGGCCGUUGGUUCCUUAGCCAUUCAGCUUAUAACUGUGCCCAGUUGCUGACACUUCUUGGACCACUGUCCCCAAGUUAUCCAAUCAGAUCUGUGUGUGACUUUGGACACCACUGACCAAUUCCCCUCAGCAUCCACUGCUUCAGGGGAACCACCCCAGAUUCUCCUGUCAUUCCACCUUGACCCAGUGCCUUUCCAGGAGGUCUCGACAUCCUUCCUCAGUCGAGGUGUCUGGAAUUAGUCUUAAUACACUAGCUGACCACAAUCGUGGCUUGUUUUAGAAAUGCUAACAAGCAGCAUUGCUUUUGUUUGCUUCGAACGGUUUUCUAAAACCCCUGCCACAAUCUAAAAUGUUGGUAAGCAAAGCCCAAGACCUUUUGUCGAAGUAAUGUGUACCAGUUAGCUUUACGUUGCUUCUCCUCAUCCUUCUGCCCCACGUUAAGCACUUUCACGGGACUCUCUGAUGAAUUUUGACUGUAUAUCUAUUCAUUUGCGAGUCUAUGUGUUCUUUUACAUCUUGUUACCGCCCAACACACGUUAUUCAUAUCAGCAAUCAACUUCCAAAUUGUGCCGUGUAUCAUGAAAAUGUAGCCAUCUGAAGAGACCCUUCUACAGACUACAGUGUGGGAAACACCCAUUGCUCAAUAUUUAAUUCUGACUAUUGUGGACUACCUUCCAAUCCAAGAAACAUCAAAUUCAUUUCAUACUGAGACCCUCCAUCUGCAGAUCAAUUAACAUCCACUGAUGCCUUGAGGUCCACAGUGUACUACUCUUCAGUUUGGAAAAAACACAUUGACCAUAAUGAACUGUCCUCCUACCCAGAAAACUGCCUUGUCCACUGUUCUGUUGCUGUUCAUCGUGUAGCACUUUAAGGCCUGGGGUAAAACCACUGCCACCAACUGAAUAACAAACAGUAUAUUUCUUACCAUCCUGGGUAACAACCCCUGCCCUGUUCUACAUCAAUGCACACAGUUCAUCACUGAGUAAUCUAAGAAACAACUGUUGUCCAUUUUUCUAAUACAGACUAUAAUAAUUGUUCAGUGGUGUCCAGUACUUCCCACUAAUCCAAUACUAAUGACUAGAAAGCCUGCAACAGAAUGGGAAAUAACAAUCACCCUCACAGUAAUUGCCUUCCAGAUUAUAAAAUAACUAUACUUCCAAAAUGUGCACCCUGAAUAGGUGGCCAUUUAUGUUUGUAGUGUUUCUGGAGUCACAUGAUCAAGGUUAAGCAGGUGGGAGGCACAGCAGGUAGUGCUACUGACUCACCACAGACCUGGUCCAAUCCUGAUCCCAGUGUAGGGUUUUGAAGAUCUUCCACAUGGAUUUCCUCCAGAUUCUCUGGUUUCUUUCCACGUCCCAAAGAUGUGCAGGUUGGUAGGUCAAUUAGCAGUGUUAAUUACCUUAAAGAGUAGUUGAACGGUAGAAUCUCAGAAGAGUGGAUGGGAAUGUGUGGAGAAUCAUCAUCAUCAUCAUCAACAUCAUGGUUGAAAACAUCAACAAACAUGGUGCAUUACAACGCUAUGUACGACAGUGAUCGCAACUUCUACUGAAGUGUGGAUGGCCGUUGGAUCGCUAGGAACUCAUCUGCCCUUGUUUUUGGUCCUGCUGGGGGUCCACAGCCCCCUUCUCACCUGGCAAACCAGGUGGGGGAGACGGUUUAGUCGCCGGCGAUCCGACCAUGGAGCAGGUAGCACGGGAUUACAUGGUACCCAAUGCAGGGGAACUCCCCCCGAUCUGACCUGAAAAUGCGGAGAAUAAGAAAGUGAAUGUAGAGUUAGUGUAAAUGGUCAACAUGGACUCGUGGGACGAAGUGCCUGUUUCUGCUCUGUAUUUCUAUGACUUGAUCAGAAUUAAUUUGUUGUUCCACAACAAAUGUUAUUUUACUCAGGAAAAAGCAUUUGAUCUUAGGAUUUGGAAAGCAGGUGAAAGGCUGGGUGAAGCAGGUAGAAAAUAACAAUAAGAUAAAGUUGGUGAUGGUGCCUCACUGGCAGGAUAGGAAGCAUUGAGUAGGAAUAAAAUGCUGGUAACACUCAGCAGGUCAGGCAGUAUCUGCAGAGGGAAGAAACAGAGACCUCGCUUCAUGUGCGGGGCCCUUUGUCAGAACCAUGACGUUGAUCUUCGACACUGCGGAGGACGUGGACAGUAUGAGAGAAGCAGCCCUGUGGUUACGGCAGUGGCCGUUCUGUCUUACAGAUUCCGUCAUCAAUUCUUCUGGUCCUUUGCUCGUGGAAAUCACAAAAACUCCAGGCUGCCCUCUUGGGAUAUCGCUGUCCAGCGGGAUGCAUUGCAACAAGCACGUCAUCAUCCUCGACAAGAUCAAAGCGGCCAGCAUCGUAGACAGAUGUGGGGCUAUGCACGUUGGCGACCACAUCUUGUCAAUUGACGGCGUGAGUACGGAGCACUGCACCCUGCUGGAGGCCACCCAGCUCCUGACCAACACCUCGGACAACGUCAAGCUCGAGAUCCUUCCUGUGCACCAGAGCCGCCUCUCCCUAAAGCCGAUGGAGCAAGUUAAGGUUCAGAAGAGUGACCACCACCACUGCUGGGACCCCUGCGUCAACUACUGCCACACCUACCACCCAGGGCAUUGCAAGACACCCACUUGGAGUGCACCAACCUCCCUGUCUAACUCAGACUAUUGCAAAUCGCUGGUCCCGGUCAGCUGCUCUCCUCCCUCCUCUGGCACCUCAGGGUUCAGCUCCCAGAACACCAGCACUCUGUCGCGGACAGCCCAUCCAAUGAGCCCUCGAGCGACCAUGAUGAGGCGCAAGGUGAAAAGGAAAGAAUACAAGAGUUCGUUAUCACUAGCCUCGAGCACCAUCGGCCCAGGAGGACAGAUCGUGCACACGGAGACCACGGAAAUCUUUCUCAAGGGCGAUCCUCUCAAUGGAUUUGGCUUGCAGCUUCAGGGGGGAAUCUUUGCCACAGAACCUCUUUCGUCUCCACCGCUCAUCCGGUUUAUCGAUCCAGACAGCCCUGCGGAAAGGUGCGGACUAGUGCAGGUGGGUGACCGGGUUCUCUCCAUUAACGGCAUGGUAACCGAGGAUGGGACGCUGGAGGAGGCCAACCAGUUGCUGCGGGACGCGGCUCUUUCAAGCAAAGUUACACUGGACAUAGAGUUUGACGUGGCAGAAUCUGUUAUUCCCAGCAGUGGGACCUUUCAUGUGAAACUUCCCAAGAAGAGAGGUGUUGAGCUUGGCAUUACCAUCAGCUCUGUAAGUCGGAAGCCCGGAGAGCCACUGAUCAUAUCCGAUAUUAAGAAGGGCAGCAUAGCACACCGAACCGGGACUCUGGAGCCCGGGGACAAACUUCUAGCCAUUGACAACAUCCGGUUAGAGAACUGCUCAAUGGAGGACGCCGUGCAAAUCUUGCAGCAGUGUGACGAGCUAGUCAAACUGAAGAUCCGAAAAGAUGAGGACAACUCAGAUGAGCAGGAAAGGACUGGUGCCAUAAUAUACAGCGUGGAGCUGAAGAGGUACGGAGGGCCACUGGGAAUUACCAUCUCUGGCACUGAGGAGCCCUUCGAUCCCAUUGUGAUCAGUGGACUGACCAAGAAAGGUCUGGCGGAAAGGACCGGUGCCAUUCAUGUUGGGGACAGAAUAUUGGCCAUUAACAACAUGAGCCUCAAGGGCAAACCUCUGAGUGAAGCCAUCCACCUUCUACAGAUGGCUGGAGAGACAGUCACCCUCAAAAUUAAGAAGCAAGCAGAUCGUUAUUUUUCAAAGAAAUCCAGUGCCAUGAGUGAGUUGAGUGAACCUGAUGAUGAGCUUCCUGAUUUACAGAAGACAAGUAAAUUCUCCAAGAUCUACUCAAACACCAUUCCAAGCAUGGAUAGUGCCAUGGAGUCCUGGGAUGGCUCGGGAAUGGAAGGAGCAUUUGGAAACCAAAGUUCCUACCAUCAUCAGUCUGGAGGGGCUGUGCUACCACCUCAUGGGGAGCAGGAUACAAGCCGAAGGAGCAGCCUGCCUGCACAAAGCAGUCGUCGGAAGAGCUAUCCCUGCACAGAUGGUGCCUUCAGCAAGGAUGAUUGGGACAAGGCAGCUGGAUUCCUUAGCAAUCACAACGGAUCCGACCAAGACCAGGAAGACAAGUUUUGGUCUCAGGCCCUGGAAGAUUUAGAAACAUGUGGACAGUCUGAACUGUUGAGAGAAAUUGAGGCUUCCAUAAUGUCUGGAACUGAGCUGACUUUGGGAAUCGAAGGGCAUCUGUCACAAUCCGUGGAGCAUCCUGGCUUGGACAAGCUGCAGGCUGAGGGCUCCACAGCCGAGUGCAGUGAGGGCCAGAGUGAACACUCGCUGGCAACUGUGCCGGCAAAGGACAAAAUACUGGAGUUGAAGAAGAUCAAGGAGGAGAUCAAAGAAAUAACGUUGCCCACUCCUGUGGAAUUACACAAGAUUACGAUCCAUAAACAAUCCGAGAAUGAAGAGUUUGGUUUCAGUAUUUCGGACGGCCUCUUAGAAAAAGGGGUUUAUGUGAACUUGAUACGGCCGAGUGGGCCAGCUGAUGGCAGUGGGCUCCAGCCCCAUGACCGGAUAGUGCAGGUGAACCAGAUCCAGACGGGGGACUUUGACAGCUGCCUGAUGGCGCCACUCAUCUCGGAGUGCGGAGGGCAGCUGGACCUGGUGGUCAGCCGCAACCCCCUGGCCAUGACCUCGCGCAGCAGGUCGGAGGACUGCGAGGGGUCGCGGGAGUCCCGGCGGCUGCUGCAGCGCAAGGAGAUCAGGAAGAACACGCGGACACUGUGAGCGGGAGCAGCAGAGUCACACCCUCUCCUGCUGCCGGGCAAUUUCCAAUGGUGCUACUCUCCCUUCCGAUCGCCGUGUACCUGACUGCUGUCACGUAGCGCUCCCUAAUCCCAGCAACAAACGAGGAACGGCUCCGUGCGGGAAGAGUGGAGCCUCUCCAACAGAGACCACCACCAUCCCUAAGGACGACCAACCAUCCCGGGAUUAAAGUCUCCAGUGUACCUGGGAGAUCAGUCAGUGAGGCACAUACACACACGUUUACUAGUUAGCAAAAUAUUGGUGAGGAAGAAGCUUAUUUGACUGGAUGCAGUGAUGCGAGCAAAAGGUCUUCCUGCAGGUCCUCUGUGUCCAACUGUGGAGUGGGACGAGCUCUCUCCUCUCCUGUAUCUGCAAUAGGUUGCUAAUAAUACAAAGGUUUUACUUUAAUUAUUUUAUUCCAAGAUAUCUUUCCUUCCUUAGCCUCUGACUUUAAAUAAGCACUGGCUGGAUAUUUAAGUAGAUCAGCAACCAAUGGAUCAGAGUGUGGGACUGGGUCACCAGAUUAGGGCCUGCUGUCAGUGUGCAGGGAGGGUGGUUUCAGACCACUGACUGUAACUAAACCAGUAGUUAAUGUCCUUAGCUUGGGAUUGUUAAACCUGCUGACCUGGUAUCCCCCAGGAGGCCAGCAACAUUCUGAAAGGGGUCAAAGCCAUAUCCGACCCAGUAUCUCUUCCGCUUAUUCACAGAGGUCGGUGAGAAAUCUCACCCUUCCCAGAUCCUGCAGGAUUAGCAGGGAAUCACUCAUCAGAAGGGAGGUAGGAGAACGUCGCAAGAGACAAUCUGAAUGGGAGCUCCCUUUGGACUGAAUGAAGUUGAAGCACAAUUAAUGCACUCAGAGAGGCCAAGCUUCACACUGUGAGGCUGAUGUGCUGGGUUUGUUUGUGUGUGUUCUUACAUGUUAAAUUAUGCAUUGUUUGUGUCAAAGAUGUCAAGAUUUGUUUUAAAAAUAUAUAUAAAUUGCACUUCUAUAGCAAGUUGAAAGCCAUUAAGAAUUAGAAUCAUCUCGACCCUAUUGUUGAGUGGUGGAAACCUGGCACUUGGUAUUGCUCAGAUAGUCGGUAGAUGUCAGGUUGGUCCACUGUCCUGGACUGCCUUUCUCUCUCGUUUGCCCAAAGCUGUUAUGUCUUGCUGUGGUCCCAGGUUCCACGCUAUGGGACCAUUGCCCAGUCCCAGCUUGGUGCCUGUUAAAUCCUCACACCACUAGGUUAUGGGAUAAAAGGAGGUAUCCACUAAAUAAUUAUUAGAAACCCUUCUCAUAAGUUCAAGUGAUGGGAGCAGAAUUAGGCCAUUCGGCCCAUCGUCUACCCUGCCAUUCAAUCAUUGCUGAUCAAUCAUCCUCUCAACCCUUUUUUCCUGCCUUCUCCCCAUAACCCCUAACACCUGUACGAAUCAAGAAUCUUGCUCACCUUCAAAAUAAUUAUAGCCCUUCUUCAAUGAACUAUUAUCAAACUAAAUGAUCAAAAUUUGACAAGUCAGAUUGUGAAUUGAUUCUUGAGUCGGUGAUUUAGAACAAUAUUAAUUGUCCUCACCCAAAGAUGACCAUCCUUUCACCACGUAUCUUGAACAUUUUCUCAACCUUGGAGAGGUCAUUUAAAAAUGGUGUGAAGACAUUUCUUCUUGCAGGGAGGAGUGAAUCUCUGGAAUACUCUACCUUGGAGAGAUGUGGAGGCUGGAAUGUUUGGAGGUGUUUAAAGAUGAGGAUGAUAUAUUUGAAAGAUCAGCAAAGUGAAGAUUAUGUGGGAUCGGCACAAGGGGAGCAGAGACAUGAGGUAGAUCAGUCAUGAUUAUAGUGAAUAUGACGAUGGGCUUGAAGGGCCGAGUGGUGAAUCCUGAUCCUGUUGUGUACUCCAUUGUAAGUGCUGCUACAGUUGACCUCAGCACCCUGCUGGGCAAAUCCAUCCCACUUCACCUUCAGGCCAUUCCCACACAAUAGCGCGGGUGAGCUGGGCUGUUAAGCCCACCGCAGUGGGAUAAAUCCUACACCAUUCCCUGUCACAGGCAAGAAUCAGAAACCUUCGAAAAAGAAAGUCUGGGCAGAGAGAGUGGAAAAGGUUGUUCAUCAGUGACCACACUCCAGCACUUACUCGCAUCAUAGUCUUUCCCACUUGUUAGUCCAGUACAGAUCAGCAGUCAUUUUGUCACUGUAGUUUCAACAAUGUCAAAGACUCUUUAAUCAAAAUGUCCUCUGGUACCAUCUCUGCCUGAUAACAGUGUGCCAUACGAUGUUGUUCAAAACCCAAGUUAUUACCGGGGAAGAAUUUAAAAAAAUUUCUUGAUGUUAAUCACCAAUAAUAUUGACUGAAACUAUUAAAAAGAUUAAAAAGGCUUUAAUAUGUACCCUGCCCUGUCGAGGGCAACAGUACCUAUUAAUGCCUUUGGAACUGAUGCAUCCUUAAACUUGUAUUUUUAAAUGUGUAAUACUGAAUGGUUUAUGCUGUAUGCCCUCGAUAUUAUUUUUCUAUGAAUUUUUCUUAAUCGCUUGUAAUAGCACAAUGUGACAGACUUAAAUCUUUUGGUCCCCAGUGGGAUAUAUUGUUAAUAUAUUUAUGUAUGAAAGGAAUUGCAAUGAAAAGGUUUUUGUAUUGCAAUAAAAAAUGAUGGAGGUUGUUGAGGAUGUGGAGGUCUUUGUUCUGCACACAUUAUACCAGUUUCUACAUCCAUGGCCAACACAGCAAAAGAACGUCCAAUUUUUCCAAGGCCAACUCAUGUAUAAAGACGAUAUGAAAAUUGGUGGUAAUGCCCAUGAAUGGGUUAGAUCAUUGCACAGUGGAUAGUGAUCACUACACAGUGUAGUAAUAACUGCACACGGGAUAGGAUCACUUCAAACUGGAUAGUGAUCAUCAGUGCACACUGGGUAGUGAUUACCAUACACUGGAUAGUGAUCACUGCAUACAGGAUAGGAUCUCCACACACUGGGUAGUCAUCGCCACACACUGGGUAGUCAUCGCCACACACAGGGUUGUCAUAAGCCAUAGGAGCAGAAUUAGGUCAUUCGGCCCAUCUAGUCUACUUUGCCAUUCAAUCAUGGCUGAUCUGUCUUUCCCUCUCAACCCCAUUCUCCUGCCUUCAUCCACACACAUUGUUGUGAUCACCACACGCAGGGUAGUGAUCACCAAUGACUCUAGCAUCUCCCCCAUGCCCUUCCACACCUAGUUUCAUCUGCCCAUCAUCCCCCACCUUAGCUUAUUUCAACUAUCACAUACCCGCCUCUAUUUCCCUUUUACGUGUUUAUACUAGCAAUAAUAUUCCCCUCUACACUCUCAGUCUUGAAGCAAGGUCCUCAUUCAAUACAAUGUCCCUUUGCCUCCACAGAUGCUGCUCAACCCUCUGAGUUCCUCGAGCAACUCAUUGUUUUGCUCGAUUCCACCAUCUGCAGUCUCCUGCCGUCACAUAAAGGGUUAUGAUGACCAGCCGCAGGUGGAGCAGUCCCCAGGGCAAGAACCUGCUCUUUGUAUUUUACAAUAGAAACUCCUAACUACAGGAGGAUAUACUUCAUCCAGUUAAGACCAUUUAAUGUAUGUCGGUUACUUUCAACUAACUGACAGGGGCAGUAUUAAUGGCACCGCAGUGUCAUAACUAAUAGAGCUAUUGCCUCACAUUUGCAAUAAGCUGGGCUUGAUCCUGACCUCCCCAAGUGGGUUUGCCCCGGUUGCUGCAGUUUCCUCCCACAUCCCAAAGAUUACCAAGUGGGUGGGUUAAUUGGCUGCUAUAAUUGCCCCUCAGUGUGUAAUUGAGUAGCAGGGGAAUCAAAGGGGAUGUAAUGGUCAGGUAAGUUUGAAUAGGUUACAAGGAAAGAAGUGGAGGUAUAGGAUUGCUAGGAAUGAUCUAAGAGGUAGUAUAGAUUUGGUCUCUCUCCAUCUCUCCCUUGCUCCCUCAU